UAAUAAUCAUACUCGCCACUAAAGAAAUAUGCGACCCACCCUUCUUUUUUUUACAAAGUAAAAAAAAUAAUAAGCUAACAAAUUUAAUUUAUCUUGUAGUUUAUUCCAUGGCCAACAUCACCAAAAGAGAAUUCGACAUUCUUGAUUUAUCCGGUCAAAGCCCUACAAAUUUUGGCCAUCCUGAUCAUGGUUCAGCACCAGAAUCAAAUGUUAUCCAAGGUGGUGCUCGCGGAUACUUUAAACGUGGACGCGGAAAUAACCGCAACAAAGGGCCGAAUAGGGGCUAUGAAAAUCCAAAUGGAUCAUCCUCCAAAGGAAAAGGAAAAUUCAAACCACCACAGGCUAAAACUUAUGAAAAGCCAAAACCAAGUGGUGAAUGCUACAAAUGUGGCAUAAAAGGACACUGGGCGAAUGAAUGUCGAACGGCAAAACAUUUGGUUAAAUUAUACCAGGCUUCCACAAAAGGAAAAGGGAAAAAUGUGGAAGCUAAUUAUGCUGAUGAUAUCAAUCCAAUUUUGCCUAAAUUUGACGUGUCCGAUUUCUACAUGGAUGAUGCUGAAAUUGGUGAUGAACCGCGCACACCUUCUUCUUCUUCACCUUCGAUCGCCGUCGACUUGCAGCCGCCAGACGCCGUUCUUCACCGGACAUCCUCCCUGCCGUUCGACCACGCCGGCAUCGCCCGAGCCAGACGCCGCUCAUCGCCGGUCGCCCUUCCCCAGACAAUCGCCGCCGCUGCUUCCUUCGCCAGAGGUCCGCCGUCAGCAUCAGCGCCGCCGACGACGGUUCACCUCGUCGUUCUGCCGGUCGUCGCCUCCACUGCCAGCGUCGGUCGUCCUCGUCAUCGAGUUGCAGCGCCGUCAAUCGCCGCUGUUUCGCCUUCGCCGGAAGUCCACCGCUCAUCACCGUCGAGCGCCGCCGUCGCCCUUAGCUCAGGUGGCCUACGAGCAGAUGUUCCCGGCCAUGAUGGCCCAUUAUAUGCAGCACAUGGCGCAGCUUAUGCCCAUGUUCCAGCCACCGCCACCACCACAGCCGCAGCCGCGCAUCGUUACCUUCAAGACAUUGAAGGAGGAGCGGAAGAGUUUCAAAGAGACAAGAUGGGGGAGCCCCAGAUUGCAUUGGAUUGGCUUAAGCAGAUGGACCGGGAUCCACACACGCCCAAGCCUUGGACCUGGGAUCGCUUUAAUCGAGCCUUCACGAAGGAGUACGUCCCCACCCGGUACCGCGAGGAGAGGUGCGAUGAGUUUGUUGCGCUUAAGCACGAGGGGAUGUCACUGCCUGCACUGAGACAGAAGUUCGACUACCUGUCCCAGUAUGCGACGAGUCUGGUCUCCACUCCGGAGGAUCGUUUGAAUGAGUUCGUCAAGAAGCUAAGGCCGGACUUGAGGUCAUACGCCGCGCUGAUCACGACGACAGAUUUUAAUGCGGCGUAUGAUUUGAUUGUGAAGACGGAAAAGAGCUUGGACGAUCUGCAGGCAACCAAGAAGGAGGAUCGAGCGACGAAAGACCCGCGACCCGCGGCCAGCACCGGGCCGAGCGGGAAGAGUUUUGGAUUCGGGGGAAAGAGGUACGAGAAGGGUUCUUCGAGUGCGCCGCCGCCUAAGAGGAAUCCGACUCAUGUGUUGCCGACCAAUGCUGUAACCCUCGACAAGAGUUUUUCUUAUGAAGAAGAGCCAGUUAAGAUCUUGGCGCGCGAAACUAAAGUACUAAGAAAUAAGACGGUACCUUUGGUAAAGGUACUAUGGCGUAAUCAUGCGGUGGAAGAAGCAACCUGGGAGACCGAAGAAUCUAUGCGAACUCAGUACCCUCAUCUCUUCGGCGACCAAUGACUCAGGAUAGUAAAAACUAUAAUAAUACUACUUUGGGAGUAAUAAAUAUAUAGUAAAAUAUUUAUCUUAUAAAUAUUUGUUUAUAAUAUUUUGUGUAUAUUUCUAACACUUUAGAAAAAUAACUUUGAACACAAAAUAAAAUUUUCUUCUCUCUAAAAUGGGAUGGCCGAAAGUUGUGGUGUGUAUAUUAAAAAUCAAGACCUCAUUUUAUAAUAAAGGGCAAUCAACAGCCUGUCGUUUAUGUUUCUCUUCUUUCCGAUGACCUUCUCUGUUGUUCCACCAUUUAAACAGACCCUUCAAGAUAAUGAAUCUCUUCAGCUCCUCUCCUUUAAUACUCACCUCUUUGAGAAAAAAGAGGAUGGCACUGUGCAAUUUGAGGAAACCGUGUAGUUCGAUGUUCUUCUUCUUUCAACGUGGGAGUAAGGGCUGCUGGGAUGUGAGAAGACCUACAGGUUAAGGUGGAUGCGCUACUGGUUGAGGCCAGAUUUGAAAAACUAUAGGUUGAUCAGUGAAAUCCUCUCUUUGACAGUGUACAUUUUUCCAGGUUACAUCAUUUUAAACUAUUCCUUGAUGCCCCCUUUGAUCCCAUUCAAGUAUCUCUCCACACAAAUUUGCGAACAAGAACAAGAACAUGCUUGCUUUUGUAAGGAUUUUAAAGAAAUUUGCAAAAGAGGGGUGGUAAAAGGAGAUAAAGUUGCAUAUGAACCUUUCCAACGCUUUGAAGUCAUUCUUUGUGUGAGAGAGACACCUGAAUCAUGGGCUACAAUGAAAAUACUUGCUGCACUAACAAGUUGCAAUAUGUGGUACAUAUCUGAUUCUUACAAUGCAUUCGAAUUUGAAAAUAUCAUUAUAAAUCAGUGACUAUUUGUGUACUUGGACUCAACUAAAGUUUGACUUUGAAAUUCACUCCAGUUACAACACCUACUUUUUGAGCAUUCUUUAAGUUUUAUUUUCAUAAAAGGUAUUAAAUUGGUCCAACAUUCUUUAAGCAUACAAACCUGAUUGGGCUAUCAGUAGUAGAUAGGUGGCCACACCCGCUCAAGUUCAAGAGGUAUCAUGAAAACCGUUAUUAGAUACUCCUCUCUUAUCAAGAUUCCAGGUUUGACAUGCCAUGUUUUUUCAUAUCUAGAGUAUAUUAUUUUGCUUCUUGACUUCCAAAUUUGGCUUUAUGGUGAUCCAAAUCAGACCUAAUAAGCCCAAUAUUCCUACUCAGUACUAGGCUAUUGGACAAAAGAAACUUAAUACUACCUGAUUCUAAAUAUCAAUUGCUCUCUGAUUAUCAUUGGUAUUGAUAUGUAGCAUAGUUAUUAAUGGCGAGU
Messenger RNA from Cuscuta campestris, 3145 nucleotides. The record is from the annotation of a GenBank genome assembly. Lineage: Eukaryota; Viridiplantae; Streptophyta; Magnoliopsida; Solanales; Convolvulaceae.